This is a messenger RNA of Symphalangus syndactylus (siamang), 9881 nucleotides long. It is a transcript of the gene PCBD2, whose product is annotated as pterin-4 alpha-carbinolamine dehydratase 2. Gene Ontology annotation, molecular function: 4-alpha-hydroxytetrahydrobiopterin dehydratase activity. Lineage: Eukaryota; Metazoa; Chordata; Mammalia; Primates; Hylobatidae. Gene Ontology annotation, biological process: tetrahydrobiopterin biosynthetic process. The record is from RefSeq and is a predicted model, not a curated record.
AGCUCGGUGCUAGGGCCCGCGAAGCGGAGGAGGCCGGCGCCCGAGGCGGGGCAAAGUUCCUCCUAGAGCAGCGAGGACCGGAGGGCAAGGCCAGCGCGCGCCGGGCGGCCUGCGUCCCGGGCACAGACGCGACGGGACCGCACUGGGCGGCUGCUGGGCCUACGGCUGUGGGGCGCGCAGAGUCCACCUGGCGGCCAAGGGCGCUGGCGACCGCUGAAGCUCCUGGGGGUCUUCGGGGUCCGGGCUGCUCCUGUGCCCGCGGGAAGGCUGGGCGCUGUGCACACACAGACCCCGCUCCGGGCCAGCCCCGCAGGGAGACAACCGGGGCGGCGGUUGCUGGGCGGGGCCGGGUCGGGGGCGGCUGUUGGAGGCCGGCAGGCAGCGCGCGGGGCAGCCCUCGGCAGACGGCCAAUGGCGGCGGUGAUCGGGGCGCGGGGGGCGACGCGGCGCUUGUUGGCUGCGCUGCGAGGCCAGAGCCUAGGGCUCGCGGCCAUGUCAUCAGGUACUCACAGGUUGACUGCAGAGGAGAGGAACCAAGCUAUACUUGACCUUAAAGCAGCAGGAUGGUCGGAAUUAAGUGAGAGAGAUGCCAUCUACAAAGAAUUCUCCUUCCACAAUUUUAAUCAGGCAUUUGGCUUUAUGUCUCAAGUUGCCCUACAAGCAGAGAAGAUGAAUCAUCACCCAGAAUGGUUCAAUGUAUACAACAAGGUCCAGAUAACUCUCACCUCACAUGACUGUGGUGAACUGACCAAAAAAGAUGUGAAGCUGGCCAAGUUUAUUGAAAAAGCAGCUGCUUCUGUGUGAUUUCUUCCAAAAUACAUGUAAAAUCUUGUACACAUCUUAGCUGCAAUGUAUGUUGAAGGAAAUUUAUGUGAACAAAUAGAGUUGUUCUUUUUUUUUUUUUUUUUUUUUAAGACUGAGUCUUGCUCUGUCGCCCAGGCUGGAGUGCAGUGGCAUGAUCUCGGCUCACUGUAACCUCCGCCUCCCAGGUUCAGGCAAUUCUCCUGCCUCAGCCUCCUGAGUAGCUGGGAUUACAAGCACGUGUCAUCACGCCUGGCUAAUUUUUGUAUUUUUAGUAUAGAUGGGGUUUCGCCAUGUUGGUCAGGCUGGUCUCGAACUCCUGACCUCGUGAUCUGCCUGCCUCAGCCUCCCAAAGUGCUGGGAUUACAGGCGUGAGCCACCACACCUGGCUGUUGAGUUCUUAAGCCAUCAUAUCUAGAAGCAAAGAAAAAAGAAAAAUAACAAUUUAAGUUGUGUAAAUUUAGUUUGCCUUUAUAUAUUACAUUUGGUAAAAUCAGUGCUUAAAUACGCAGUGAUUUAAACUUGAACCUGAGGUAUUUUUUCAUGCUAAUCAUAUACCUAAGAUAAACCAACCCAGUUACUUAUAUUAAUAAUAUUCAGAAAGAGAAGUGGCUUUUUAUUUUUAUUUUUUUGAGACGGAGUCUCGCUCUGUCACCAGGCUGGAGUGCAGUGGCGCAAUCUUGGCUCACUGCAACCUCUGCCUCCCAGGUUCAAACGAUUCUCCUGCCACCGCCUCUCGAGUAGCUGGGACUAUAAGCACGUGCCACCACGCCCGGAUAAUUUUUGUAUUUUUAGUAGAGAUGGGGUUUCACUAUGUUGGCCGGGAUGGUCUCGAUCUACUGACCUUGUGAUCCACCUGCCUCCGCCUCCCAAAGUGUUGGGAUCACAGGCGUGAGCCACCGCGCUUGGCCGGAAGUGGCAUUCUUAAAUUCAAGAAAUUGGGAUGGGGAGUAUUCAUUCACACAUUUUAUAACCCAGAAAUUCAAGCAAUUUUGGUUACUACAAAUGCAUUGUGUUGGAGAAUAGUUGUAAGGUGGAAAAAGAAUUAGGAACUUGCCAGAUAGUGAGUUUUAACUUUAAAUAACAAUUCUUCUUUUGUUUUGUUUUGUUUGAGACAGGGUCUCGCUCUGCUGCCCAGGCUGGAGUGCAGUGGCAGGAUCACGGUUCAUUGCAGCCUUAACCUCCUGGGCUCAAGCAGUUCUCCCUCCUCAGCCUCCAGAGUAGCUGGGACUAUAGGCAAGUGCCACCACGCCUGACUAAUUUGUAAAUUUUUUGUAGAGAUGGGGUCUCCCAUCUUGCCAGGCUGACCUUGAACUCUUGGGCUCAAGCAAGCCUCCCGCCUCUGCCUCCCAAAGUCCAAGGAUUACAGGUGUGAACAUUGCACCCAGCCAGCAUAACAGUUUUUGUGUGUAUGUGUGUGUGUGUGUGUGUGUGUGUCUGUGUGUUUGUUUUUUUUGACAUGGGGUCUCAUUCUGUUGCCCAGGCAGGAGUGCAGUGGUGCGACCAUGGCUCACUGUAGUCUUGACUUCUCAGGCUCACAUGAUCCUCUCACCUCAGCCUCCUGAGUAGCUGCAGCUACAGGCAUGCAUCACCACACCUGGCUUAUUUUUACAACUUUUUUGUGGAGACAGGAUCUUACUAUGUUGCCAUGGCUGGUCUAGAACUUCUGGGCUCGAGUGAUCCCCCUGCCUUGGCCUCCCAAAAUGUUGGGAUUACAGGUGUGAGCCACUGUCUCAUAACAAUUAUUUUAAAAUUUUUAUUCAUUUAUUUUUAAUAAUUAUACAAGAUGGAGUCUCACUAUGUUGCCCAGGCUGGUCUUGAAUGCCUGGGCUCAAAUGAUCUUCCUGCCUUGACCUCCCAAAGUGCUGGGAUUAUAGGCGUGAGCCACUGCGCCCGGCCUAUGACAAUUCUUAUGAAGCUAAAGUUGAUUUGGAUUUUAGCUGCUGUUACUACUUAAAUAAUUAAUUAGAUUAAACAAGUCACAAAAAUUGGAUGAGCUAUUUUGGUGUGUUUUCUUUACUUUUCUCUUUCAACAGAGAGUUGAAGGAGAGGACAAGUGUCUUGUCCGUGGCUUCCAGGAAUGUGUGGCAAUACAAGAUUUACUGUUACAGCAGCCAACUCACCAAGUCAUUAUUUGACUUACUGAGUUAAGGAGGAACUAAGGGUCAUUUUCCACCCCAUCAUUUGCAUGUUUUGACUCCUGAACUGAGGGUCUACAGCCACUGAAGCUAGAAGGGUGUUAUUCAGUAGUGAGCUCUACUUACUCCAUGUAUCACUGACAGAUGUAAAAAGGAAUAUCAAGUAAUCUAUUAUUUAAAAAUUGUAAUAAGAGUGUUCUUUGAAGGAAUUCAGGAAUAUACUACUAAUGAGAUUAUGAUGCAGAUAUAUCCAUCCAUGAAGCAUUUGUUAGUCCCUUGAAGCAUCAUGGUAGUGGAAUUUAACAGGGAUCAUCUUUGUAAACCCACCUCUCUUUAGGGGCCAGAGAAAUCACUGUUUGUUACAACAAGCAAACCUUCCCCUCUCCAUGUCACCCUUGCCCCAAACCUGAGAAACAUAUGGGAACGUGGCACAGAGGCUGAGCUCUCUGAAGCCAGUUCCUGGCUGGUUUUGCUGGCCAGGGAGAGGCAGGUGUGGUCAGUUGCCCUGUGGACAUGUGGUGUGCAGGGAGAGAAGAGGGAAAAGAGCCACUCAGGCUCUCUGGCUGUCAGGGGAUCCAGACUCUUGGCACUAGAACUUCUGUUUCUUAGAAUUCUUUCAGAGGAAAAGACAAAGCUGUAUGUUUUUAUAAGCUGUUUCCUAUAGUAUAGAUUUGGGACUUUUAUACAUUUUAUUACCAAAUAUUUUUAGUUAAGUGCUUCAAUUUUCAACAUUAAUUUUUAAAAAAUUUUCUUUUGAGAAUCAUCACCUGGAUUUACAUGAAUUUUUUAAACAUGAAAAAAUUUAAACAUAUUCAAAAGUACAUGAAUAGUACAUUGAAGCCUUAUAUAUGGAUCACCCAGAUAUAAAAAUUACCAAGAUUUUGUCCCAGUUGCUUCAUUUUCCCUGUUUCCUUCUUUGCUAAAGUAUUUGAAAGCAAAUCCCAGAUAGCUGAUCAUUUCACGGCUCCUUUAGUAAGUUUCUAUGGAAAAUAUGGCCAUUUUCUUGUAUAAACCACAGUACUUUUUUUUUUUUUUCUCUUUUUUUGAAACGGAGUCUCACACUGUCGCCCAGGCUGGAGUGCAAUGGCAUGAUCUUGGCUCACUGCAACCUCUGCCUUCCAGAUUCAGGCGAUUCUCCUGCCUCAGCCCCCCAGGUAGCGGGGAUUACAGGUGUGCGCCACCAUGCCCAGCUAAUUUUUUUUUAUAUCUUUAGUAGAGAUGGGGUUUCACCAUGUUGGCCAGGCUGGUCUCGAGCUCCUGACCUCGUGAUCCGCCCGCUUAGGCCUCCCAAAGUGCUGGGAUUAUAGGCGUAAGCCACAGCGCCCGGCCCACAGUACCAUUUUUAUACCUAACAAAGUGAUUCCUUGGUAUACUUAAUACCUAGGCAAAAUCAAAUUGUCCUGAAGGUCAUGAAUGUCCUUGGACAGUGAUUUGGUUCUAAUCCAGGAUCUAUAUGAAGCCCACCGAUCGCAUCUGGUUGUUGUGUCUCUUUAGUCUCUCAAUCUGAAGCAAGCUCCCCUCCCUUCCUCAUUUCCCCAUGUUAUUGAUUUAUUGUAAAAGCUGGGUCAGUUGUGCUGUAGAAUAUUCUGCCUUCUGGAUUUGUUUGUUUCUUCCUGUGGUGUCAUUUAACUUGUUUUAGUAUACCCUAAACGGAACCCUUUUCCUCUGUUUUGAGUGGAAGUCUGAGAGGCUAAACUUGAUGGCUGUGUUAACAUGUGUCACAUGUAGCACAGUGGAGAAAGCAGGAUAUGGCUCAUAAUUACAGUGGUGAAGACCUGAGAAUGAAGUUGCUAGUUAUCACCUACAUUAGGGUUUGACAGAGGUCUAUGUUAUGGGUCACUGCAUCUGCUGGAACUCACAGACUUUACUAUAGAGAAUCAAAGAUCCCGUAUCUGAAGUCUAUGGAAAUGCUCAUGGUGGUAAAUUCCGACAGAAUGAAACACCAAACUUGCUUCAAGUAACUCACGUUUCAACUUAAAAGAGACAUUGUCAAAGUUGGACGCCCCCAGGUUCCUGUCUGUUCCAAAUCUUUGCAUGAUGACAGUGGUUUCUCUGAUGUGGUAAGCUUUGGCUUCCCUCUAUUUUCUUUCUAAAAGAUCACUGGAGUAGAGAGGAGUUAAACAGACAUGACCUAUGACCUCUUGCAUGACCUCCACAGAUAGCAAACCGGGCCGACAUGGUUGACGAUGUCCUUUUCUACAAUGAAGUUAAUGAAAGUUCUGAAAAUAAUGAUUUCUUUCUGACAUUGAUAGAAUUUAGGAAACCUUUGGAUAAAUAGCUUAAGCAUGGCUGUUUAUGUUUUUGCUAUAGACAAAAAGCAGCAGCAUGUACAUUGUAUUUGGACGCAAGCCUGCCUCCGUUAAUAUAGUGAACUAUUGGACCACUAGGGUUAGUAGGGAGCGAUCUGUACACUUUCUGAUUCAGCAUUCAGAAACAUUCUAGUUGGACUCUGUAGCUUUCAGUUUUGUAAAGUUAUCAGCACAACAUCGGGAGGUGUAAUAGGGUUUGGCCAUCGUAUGUGAGCUUUGUGUUUCAAUGCCGGUUACUCAGGACUAGUAAAUUAAUGACACUGUCCAGAGGACUUCAGGGUCACCAAGCUGCUGCGCCUGCCAUUGGCUGACUCUCCCUGGCUAUCUGUGGCUGAGAUGGUGCUGCUCAGGUCACGCAGAGCAUGAGCUGCUGCUGAAAGGGCACAGGAGAUGGCCCUUGGGCUUCUCAUCCCAGGAUGCCUGCCCUGCCCACCAAUCCAUGAGAAGAUAUGUAUGAUUUCAGUAGGCCCUGGAUCAGCUUGUCACCUCUGGUUUGCUGUUGCUUUCUACUCACUCAGCUGGAGUUUCAUUUCCAGACUAAAGUCUUCAUCAUUGGCUUCAGAAACAGCAUUCAUCUGUGGCUGUGCUGAUGUAGUACACCAAGAACAACUGGGCUCUUCUCUGUCACUUUCGGUGGGCUACCUUCCCUCACCUCUCCAAGCAGCAUGAAAGAAUUCUUUACAUUUUUAAUCUCUUUUUUGUUUUUCUCUGAAAGUAUGCUUUGGUGCUUAAAGAGAGAAGUCACAAAAGUGUACUACUGAGUUUCCUGGAGAUGAAAUCCUGUUGUCCCUAGCUACGUGAAUGAGCACAGGGAUCCCUGAUGCCAUUAUUUUGUAUAUUCAUACGGCACACACUUACUGAGGGCCUUCUGUGUGCCCUAGGGGAUUGAGCACAGUGACAUAUCAGGGCAGGUAGAAACAGAUGGAGAGCUGAUGCAGGCUCUCUUAGAGCAGCUGCUCCAGGAGGCCCCUGUGGAUGGAUGUUGAGCAGGAACCCUGAGACAUUAGGGGCAUAUAACUAAAGGAUAUAGCAGGAGUUAUAGGAGGAGCUGAUCCCUGAGGGAAACAAUGUAGAGGGAGAAGAUGGGGCUAAAGUUUGAAUUGUGGGGACAUUAAUCACAGUGAUUCUUAAAACUUUGCUGUUGAUGAUUUUAAAUGGAGAAAAUGAGUACAUAAGCUGUUAUUUCCCAGUUUAGUAUAUUGGUUGCCCACAAGAGUAUUUUCCUACCACGAAUGGUCAUAUAUACUUGUUGUAGAAUACCAGGGACAGCAGAGAUGGUGGGGUGGUUACUUCCUUUUCUUACAGCCCAAGAACUUUGGUGUCCAGGAAAUUGACCAAUUUAGCCACUGAAAUUUAAUACAACACAGGGCUACCCAGAUCCCACUGUCCUGAUUUGCCCUGAAAGCCAAAGAAGUUAGGAGAAGGUGAGUGGGGAGAAUAUAUUAAUCCUGAGAGUUGAACAGAGCAAAAAUCCCUAUUACUUUUGUACUUGAAACAUCUCUGCCUCAUGUGCUCACUCUUUAUAUUCUAUUUAGGUGGUUUAUAUGUGCACAUCCCAUCCUAUGCCUGCAGUUAGCCAACUCAGGGUUUAUAUUGCCUCCUUUCUUUUUUUCUUUCUUUUUUUUUUUUUUUUUAAGAGAUGGGGUCUCAUUCUGUCAUGCAGACUGGAGUGCAGUGGUGUGAUCGCAGCUCAUUGUAACCUCCAACUCCUGGACUCAAGCACCUUGGCCUCUCUGGUAGCUGGGACUGCAGGUGCAUGCCACCACACCUACCUAAUUUUUUUUAUUUUUAUUUUUUGUAGAGACAGUCUCACUAUGUUGCCCAGGCUGGUCUUGAACUCCUGGGCUCAAGUUAUCCUGCUGCCUCAGCCUCCCAUGGGUAAUUUUUAUUUCCUUUUUUUUUUUUGGAGGUGGAGUUUUGCUCUUGUCACCCAGGCUGGAGUGCAAUGGCACGAUCUCAGCUCACUGCAGUCUCCACCUCCUGGGUUCAAGUGAUUCUCCAACCUCAGCCUCCUGAGUAGCUGAGAUUACAGGCACCUGCCACCAUGCGUGGCUAAUUUUUGUAUUUUGUUUAGUAAGAGACGGGGGGUUUCACCACGUUGGCCAGACUAGUCUUGAACUCCUGACCUCAAGCGAUCUGCCUGCCUCGGCCUCCCAAAGUGCUGAGAUUAAAGGUGUGAGCCACUGUGCCUCACCGCUGAUUUUUAUUUCUUAUUUUUUUUUAGAGAUGGGGGUCUCACUAUGUUGCCCAGGCUGAUCUCAAACUCCUGGCCUCAAGUGAUCCUCCCACCUUAGCCUCCCCAGUUGCUGGGAUUGUAAGUGUGAGCCACUAUCCCUACCUCACUAUUACCUUCUUUGCUUCUCUUGUUUUCUUUUGUUCUAAGUCAAACCCAUCGCAAUCUUUUCUUGUCCUUCCAGGUGUUUCCAGUGCUGUGCCCUGGAUGUGCUCUCUUUCUCUUAGAGCCCAGAGAACUUGCUUUUCCCCCUUAUAUGACCCUUAACUUUUUCUAACACAUUAUUAAGGGCCUGUGUCUAUCAGCUAGGGGCACUUCUUGAAGGGAGGGCCUUUGUGUGGUCUAUUUCUAGUGACUUCCAGCUUUGCAAGUUUUCUUUUUUGUAGAGACAAAAAAGAGUUUGCAAGUUUACAAAACUUGCAAACCCAGAGCCUCAUGAUUGCUGGGUGCCCAUAGUCUUUUUGCUGAAUGGAGGCACUCAGUCUCCUUGGGAAGACAGAAUCCAUGAUAGACCCACUUGGGAGCUCCCCACUUCAGGAGCCUGCACACUGGUAAUGCAACAGAAUGCCAAAGAGUGACCUCAUAAAGCAAGGAUUCCCUUCGUGGCCCCUUCUCUGCUGCCUCUCAGAAUCCAGAUGCUAAGGAAAAUCCCUAAGCAGAGAUUUUCUGUUGGAUGCUAAAAGCAAGGAAUAAAAGUUGAAAAUUUGGAAAAUGUCUCAACGCCAUCACCAGCGCCACUCGAGAGUCAUUUCUAGUUCACCAGUUGAUACUACAUCGGUGGGAUUUUGCCCAACAUUCAAGAAAUUUAAGUAAAUAUUAUCUAUCUCCAUUGCCUGUUAAGAAAUGUGCUAGUGGAAGUGUAAGGGCAGGGUGUCAGUGUUCUCUAAGCCUCUUCCCUCAGAUACUCGUCUGCUUACCAAAAUAAGUUGCAUGUCCUUGACAAUCUGGUUUCUAUGAUUGGUGAGGCUGACAUACUGUUAUGUGCCCUGUAGACUUGAAUGACCAGUUUGACUCAGUUUUGUCCUUUUCUAUUAAUGACUGUUAGAUAAUCUGAAGGCUUUUUUUUUUUAUAAUAGAUCCCAUCUUAAAUCAGAUAAUGAAAAUUACAUAUCUCGAUAUAUUAGAAAAGUAUAUACAUUCUGGCUGGGCGCGGUGGCUCACACCUGUAAUCCCCGCACUUUGGGAGGCUGGGGCGGAUCACUUGAGGUCAGGAGUUUGAGACCAGCUUGGCCAACGUGGCGAAACCCCAUCUCUACUAAAAAUACACAGAUUAGCCCGGAGUGAUGGUGUGCACCUGUUGUCCUAGCUACUCGGGAUGCUGAGGCAGGAGAAUCCCUUGAUCCUGGGCGGCGAAAGUUGCAGUGAGCCAAGAUUGUACCACUGCACUCCAGCCUGGGUGACAGAACAAGACUCUGUCUCAGAAAAAAAAAAAAAAAAAAAAAAGAAAGAAAAAGAAAAGUAUAUACUAUUUUUUUUAACUAUUAUGAGAAUGUGUUCAUUUCAUUUGUAACAUAUAAUGGGAAACAGUAAUACGUACUCUUUGAGAAAACUUGCAAAGCACAGAUAAAUGGAAAUAGGAAAAGGAAUCACCUAUAACCUCAUUAUCCAUAGACAGACACUGUUAAAAUUUUGGCAUAUUUCCUGCUGAUUUUUUCUACCUGCUGAUUUUUGCACAGGUGAGAUAAUUUUGAACAGAGAAUUUUGUAUCUUUGGUUUUUGUGUUUUGCUGCACACAAAAACAGAACAAGAUAUAAAAAUGGAUCAUAAACAUUUUUCUAAAUCCUGAAAAAUGCAUAGACAUGUUUUAGUGCCUGUAUUUCACGAGAUGGACAUACCAUAAUUUACUUACACAGUCCUUUUUGUUAGAUGUUUAAAUUGUUUUCAAGCUUCUCAGUGCUGGAAAAAAUACUGAGAUAGACAUUUUUAGUUGAAGUUAUUUCAUUUCAGGUUAUAUUCUCUUGGGUCAGAGAAUGAAUGGUUCUCAGACUUUUCAAAAGAGCUGGUCAGUUUUUAUGCCUCUGGCAGUUUUUGAGAGUGCUCAAUCAUACUACACUGUUGUUGCCAGCAUUAGAUCUUACCAUGUUUAAGUCUUUGCUAAUUUUAUAAACAAAAAUAAUGGUUUUGCUUUGCAUCUCCCUGAUUACUAUUGCUGUAGAACAUAUUUGGAGAAGUUUGUUUGUCUUUGGUAUUUAUUUCAUGAAUAGAUUGUGCGCCCAUUUUCUCUUGGAGUAUUCAGUUUUUUAUUAUUGAUGUGAGCAUGUGUAUGGGUGAUUAUUUGAUGAUUAUCAGUUUUGCUUAGUAGACUGGCAAUAUUUAGUCUUGCUCUCACUGUGUUCCCAGUGCCUACUAGAUUGCUUGAUAUGUAGUUGCCACUCAAUAAAGAUUUGUUGAGUAAAUGAA